Tricharina praecox is the source of this 2918-nucleotide messenger RNA. Its product is annotated as actin interacting protein 3-domain-containing protein. Gene Ontology annotation, molecular function: cytoskeletal regulatory protein binding. The record is from RefSeq and is a predicted model, not a curated record. Gene Ontology annotation, biological process: establishment of cell polarity. Lineage: Eukaryota; Fungi; Ascomycota; Pezizomycetes; Pezizales; Pyronemataceae. Gene Ontology annotation, cellular component: cytoplasm; cell tip. The transcript is spliced from 2 exons. Bases 1 to 2883 code for a protein of 960 amino acids.
AUGUCGGCAGCGUCUAGAAACUCUUCCGGCUCGGCCAGUCGAAGCCCGAGGCACAGGAACCAGGUCAAUUUGUCUACAAUAGAGAAAUCCGUUACGCAUCUGCUCGUGGCUACCAAGCAGCUCCUCGAAACCCUCACGGCGUGGUCCCGCCAGCAGGCAACGGAAGCGGAGGUGUCGGAUGUGUACGUGCGACUCGGGUCCGAGUUCAACAUCGCUUGCAGGGCUUUUACCGCCAUCGGUGUCGAGACCGCAGAUCUAGGGAAUGUGCCGGAUUCUCUUCGCUCGAUAUUGGAGAAUACCCUGAGCCAGGAUGCGAGUCCGCAGAGUUUGGAUGUGUACCUCCCGCGCAUACGGGAGAUUAUCAUCAACCUACUACACGGUCUCAAGCGGAAGCAACAGAAGCUACGUCAAAAGCAGUCGAGGGAGAUUGGUGAGGGCAGCUCGGGGGGCGCCACGAGAGGUUCCAGUAGCUCGCUUGCGUCUUCGGCACGAACGAGCGGCGGGGGCGGCGGCGAUGCUAGUGGUUCGAGUGCUGAGCAGCAGGAGAUGACGCCGCCGAGAACUUCAUCGCUGCCAGGGGGGAACACCCAACGAAACUCACCACUCACCCAACCAGCAAUGCCACCUUCCGGAUCGGUGCGUGGCUCAAUGUCGACAACUGGCUCGCGAAGCUCCCAUCAGCACAGCACAUCGGUUUCCUCUUCUCAGGGGUCUACGGUUGGUCCUCCUCCGCCGGCGCAAGAUAAUACACCGCCUUAUCCUACUUCCGACAAUCCUCCCCAGAUAGCGGAGCCGGAGCCGCCGAGCCCGGUCUACACAAUCCUGCCCCCACCGCCCACGCCGCCCACCCAGGAUGCGCUGGCAGCCCUUCAGCAGCAUUCCUCGCUGGAGCGGAGAGCGUCGCGCCGGUACGAGGCCUACCAGAUCGCCAAGCUGUCGGGAAAGUCGGCGAGCGACGUCCCGGUGCUGCCAACUCGGGAUCCAUCGGUGAUUCCUCGGAACCGAGAGUCGAUGGAUGCGGUGCAGAAGCGUCACUCGGGCAGGGCCAGAUCGAUAAGAUCGAAAAAGGACCAGUCGCCAGCGACAAAUCCCCGCCGGAUAUCCGAAGAAAAGGAUUUCGAGGCAGCCCCGUCGCCGGUCGCACAGACUCCCGACGAAUCAGUUGGCCCAGCUUUCGCUAGGAAACCCGAGAGGCCGGAUAUCCAGAUCGAUACCAAUGUCAACUCGCCAGUCGCUGUGUAUCCGUCAUCCGCCACCGGAGACUCCGUCAUGAAUGGGAUGGCAGCCGUCGCUUCGCCGGAGCAACGGAGCAAUACGCCUUCGGAAACCACACUGUUCCUCCAGUUGGGCCGAUCGAUCAAGAAGGUUGCCCUGCCGGAUAAUCUGGACGAGCUAUCGUUGACAUCUCUGCGACUUCUCUUCAUCUCGAAAUUCAACUACAAUCCGCCAUCGGGAGAUGAUUUUCCGGAGAUUUAUCUGCAAGAUCCGGUUUCCGGCGUGCGCUACGAGCUUGAGGAUCUACAAGAUGUCAAGGACCGCUCCGUGCUCUGUCUCAAUGUCGAGGUUCUGGACGAGGUGAAGCGGCAUAUCGACGAUGGGCUCGAGGGACUCAAGAAGAUCGUGGUGAACUUGGCCGGUUCCGUGGAACAACAGGGACUACAGAUGACUCGCGUCGCGGAGAGGCAGGAGGAGGCCGCCAAAAAGAUUGCGGAACUUUCCGUUGCGCCGCCAAUAGUAGUGCCACCACCAGCUCCUACUCCCGCCGCCGCCACGGCCGCUUCGAAGUCUCCUGCGGCUGCAGCCAACAACGUUCUUUCGCCAGGAGACGCAGCUACAAAGCUCAAUGAAGUGAGGGACAUACGGAGGGAUUUGGCCGUGCUACGUCAAGUGUUUUCCACGUUCGUCGCCGACAUGAACACGUCCAUGAACACCGUCAAGACCAAGGCCACCGCGGUCAAGCAAGUCGCCGCCAAAGCCGUCACCAGCGGCAACGAGGGCCGCGUCUACGUCGAAAAGGGCAAAGCCGUUCUCGGCGGCGACGCUGACAACCUCGUCACCCGCGUCGAUGACCUCCAAGACACAGUCGAGGACCUCCGUAAGGACGUCGUUCUCCGUGGCGUUCGUCCGCUGCCGCGCCAACUCGAAGCCGUAUCGAAAGAGCUCGCAAUGGCAAAGGCCGAACUUAAGAAGAUGGCCGACUACAUUAAGCGUGAAAAGCCACUCUUCCGCCGGGUCUGGGAAAGGGAACUCGAAGUCGUCUGUGAGGAACAGGAAUUCUUCAGCAUGCAAGAGAACCUGAUUAAUGAUCUGGAGGACGACCUGGAGAAGGCGUCGCAAACCUUCGUGCUAGUCGAGCAGUGUUCGGAGCAGCAACUCAAGGCGAACGCCGCUGGCGCGCGCAACGCGGGCCCCAGGGGCUUUCCGGGUGUCCUUGACGACCCGCUCAACCCGACGGAGGCGAAAGUCAGCGUCCUGAGCGAAGUCCGCGCCCUCCAGCCGAACCACGAGAGCCGCCUCGAAGCCAUCGAGCGUGCAGAGAAGGCCCGCCAGAAGGAACUCGAGGGCCGCGUCCCCGCUUUCCAGAAGGAGCUGGGCGCUUUCGUUGAGGAAAAUAAGCUGCGCAAGACCGGCGGUGUCGAGGAGGCCGAAAGGCUCCGCAUUGCCCGCGAGGAGCAGGCGAGGAAAGAUAUUUGGGAGCUGAAGCAGAAGAUGGACGCGGCGGAGUCUGAGGAGGAGGAGUCCGACGACGAAGAGGACGACGAUGAUGAGGAAUCGGAUAGCGAGUCGGAGGCUGCGACAGAGGUGGCGGCGGCGGAGACGGUACCGGAGGCUGUGGCAGAGGAUGCGGGCAAGGAGAAGGAGAAGGUCAAUGGGCACACCUAACUGGCUAAUUGUGGGGUAGAUGGUCUUCUUGCGGG